AUGUCUUCAAAUGAAACGCCACUUAAUAACGGUUCUUCUCAUACGUUAGAGCUCACAAGGAGCAAUGCUCUAGAUAUUUCGUUAGCGCCAACACCAUUGAAUGGGAAAAGUAGUGAUGACCGAUUUGAUUUGAAAAGAGAUACUCAACUGGAGGAAGAGGUUUCUUCGAAGCCUUUGUCAAGCUACAUUUUGGUGAUGUGUCUCUGUCUCAUGGUUGCAUUUGGUGGUUUUGUUUUCGGCUGGGACACGGGCACAAUUUCUGGGUUUGUCAACAUGACAGACUUCAAGCAAAGAUUUGGUUUCUAUGACCCUUCAUCCGGUACAUAUUACCUUUCUGAUGUACGAACAGGGUUGAUUGUGGCUAUUUUCAAUAUCGGGUGUGCCAUUGGCGGUUUGACUCUUGGAAAACUAGGCGACUUGUAUGGUCGUCGCAAGGGUCUCAUGGCGGUCAUUAUUGUAUACGGAAUAGGGAUCGCAAUUCAAAUUUCCUCUUCGCGAAAAUGGUUUCAAUAUUUCAUUGGUAGAAUUGUCUCUGGUCUGGGGGUUGGUGGUAUCGCUGUCCUUUCCCCCGCGUUGAUUUCCGAAACUUCCCCCAAGCACUUGAGAGGCACUUGUGUAUCCUUUUACCAGCUUAUGAUUACUUUGGGUAUUUUCGUUGGCUAUUGCACUAACUAUGGAACUAAAAGCUACACGAAUUCGGUGCAGUGGAGAUUACCGCUUGGACUAUGCUUCCUGUGGGCUAUUUUCAUGGUUUCUGGGAUGGUCAUGGUGCCAGAAUCUCCUCGCUACUUAGUUGAGGUAGGCAAGGUGGAAGAGGCGAGACGCUCCAUCGCAAAAUCGAACAAGCUUAACGAAGAAGAGCCUGGUGUUACUGCUGAAAUUGAACUCAUAAGCGCGGGAAUUGAGGCCGAGCGUGCGGCCGGCAAUGCUACUUUCGGCGAAUUAUUUUCAUCCAAAGGGAAAAUUCUUCAACGAGUGGUGAUGGGUGUCAUGAUCCAAUCCCUCCAGCAAUUAACAGGAAAUAACUACUUUUUCUAUUACGGGACUACAAUUUUCAAAGCUGUUGGACUUGAAGAUCCUUUCGAAACUUCCAUCGUGUUGGGCGUGGUGAAUUUUGCCUCAACGUUUGUUGGCUUGUACACCGUUGAAAAAUAUGGGAGACGUAAUUGUCUAUUAUGGGGCUCUGCGUGUAUGUCUGUUUGCUUUGUUGUAUUUGCUACAGUGGGUGUUACGAAAUUAUGGCCGAACGGUAAAGAGCAGCCAUCGUCCGUUAGUGCCGGUAACUGCAUGAUUGUAUUCACCUGUUUGUUCAUCUUCUUCUUCGCCACUACGUGGGCACCAAUUGCUUACGUUAUUGUCGCGGAGUCGUAUCCACUUCGCGUAAAAAAUCGUGCAAUGGCCAUCGCUGUGGGCUCCAAUUGGGUGUGGGGUUUCAUAAUUGGUUUUUGUACACCAUUUAUCACUACUGCGAUCAAUUUCUAUUACGGAUAUGUGUUCAUGGGGUGUUUGGUCUUCUCAUUCGUCUACGUGUUUUUCUUUGUAUGUGAGACGAAGGGCUUGACUUUGGAAGAGGUUAACGAAAUGUAUGAAGAUGCUGUCUUGCCUUGGAAAUCAGCAUCUUGGAUUCCUUCUUUGAAGAGAGAUGUUUAUCAAGUUGCUUCCGGCUGCGGUGGCGCCUAA
Messenger RNA from Lachancea mirantina, 1680 nucleotides. Lineage: Eukaryota; Fungi; Ascomycota; Saccharomycetes; Saccharomycetales; Saccharomycetaceae. The record is from the annotation of a GenBank genome assembly.